Molecule: messenger RNA, 4693 nt
Organism: Paramisgurnus dabryanus
Lineage: Eukaryota; Metazoa; Chordata; Actinopteri; Cypriniformes; Cobitidae
Gene: megf10
Product: multiple EGF-like-domains 10
Cellular component (GO): membrane
Molecular function (GO): protein binding
Source: RefSeq, a predicted model, not a curated record
CAGCAGCAGUGGCGUUUCUGUCGCGUCGCGUUUGUGGUGAAGGUGCAAGAAAGGCAGCAUCAUAGGAAAACUCCAGGAACAGUUUAUUAAACAAAUCCUUUAUUCUGACACUUCUGUGAAAACAUUUGAGCGGACUUCAUGAGUCUGAAGAGAAAGUUUUAAUGAUAAACGGUGCUUCCUGAAAUGAUGUCAUUGUCUACUCCUUUAUUGGCUGUCUUAUGCUGGCUGUUAUCACUGACAUCAUCUCUUAAACUGGACGACCCCAAUGUCUGCAGUCACUGGGAGAGUUACUCUGUGACCGUGCAGGAGUCGUAUGCACAUCCCUUUGACCAGGUUUACUACACCAGCUGUUCAGACAUCCUCAACUGGUUCAAAUGCACUCAACACAGGGUAAGCUACAGGAUGGCGUACCGCAGGGUAGAGAAGACGAUGCAUAGACGAAAGUCUCAGUGCUGCCCGGGCUUCUACGAGAGUGAAGACGUGUGUGUCCCUCAAUGUGGUGAGAAAUGUGUGCAUGGCCGCUGUGUGGCCCCCAACACCUGUCAGUGUGAGCCGGGCUGGGGAGGAGCCGACUGCUCCAGCGCCUGCGACAGCAGUCACUGGGGUCCGCACUGCAGCAGUCGCUGUCAGUGUAAGAACAGGGCGUUGUGUAACCCCAUCAGCGGAGCCUGCAUCUGCUCACCCGGGUACCGCGGCUGGCGCUGCGAGGAGAUCUGUGAGCGCUACACCUACGGCAACACCUGCCAACAGACGUGCCAGUGCCAAAACAACGCCACGUGCCACCACGUCACCGGAGAGUGCGUGUGCAGUCCGGGUUACACGGGAGCGUUCUGCGAGGAUCUGUGUCCUCCAGGAAAGCAUGGACGUCUGUGCGAGGAACGCUGUCCGUGUCAGAACGGAGGCGUGUGUCAUCAUGUGACGGGAGAAUGUUCCUGCCCGCCCGGUUGGAUGGGUACGGUGUGCGGACAACCGUGUCCUGCCGGACGUUACGGGAGGAACUGCUCACACGAGUGUCAGUGUCAUAAUGGAGCAAGCUGUUCACCGUCCACAGGACAGUGUGUGUGUAGUGCAGGAUACACAGGAGAGAGGUGUCAGGAUCAAUGUCCUGUCGGCUCUUAUGGAGUGGACUGCAUGCAGACGUGUGCUUGUGUGAACGGUGCUCAGUGCUAUCACGUGAGCGGAGCGUGUCUAUGUGAACACGGAUACACGGGUGAGAGAUGUGAGGAGCGUAACUGUCCCGACGGGCUUUACGGUCUUAAAUGUGACAAGAAAUGUCCCUGUCACACCAAUAACACACGCAGCUGUCACCCUAUGACGGGCGAGUGUUCAUGUAAGCCAGGAUGGGCGGGGUUAUACUGUAAUGAGACGUGUGCUCCUGGUUUCUAUGGUGAAGCGUGUCAGGAGGUUUGCAGCUGUCAGAACGGUGCAGACUGUCACGGUGUGACGGGCGAGUGCGUCUGUGCGCCCGGAUUUAAGGGCACAGAUUGCUCCAUCACGUGUCCCAUCGGUACAUACGGCAUCAACUGCACCUCUCUGUGUUCCUGUAAGAACGGAGCCGCUUGCUCACCGAUAGACGGAUCCUGUUCAUGUCACGCAGGUUGGCACGGGGUGGAUUGCUCCAUUAACUGUCCCAGUGGGACAUGGGGUCUGUCCUGUAAUCUGACGUGUGUCUGUGGUAAUGGAGGCUCAUGCAGCGCUCUGGAUGGCAGGUGUACGUGUACUCCAGGCUGGAGAGGAGACAAAUGUGAUCUGCCAUGUCAUGACGGCACGUAUGGACUGGAGUGUCGCGAGCGCUGUGAUUGUAUUCAUGCAGACGGAUGUCACCCCACAACUGGACACUGUCGCUGUCUGACUGGCUGGACAGGUAUCCAUUGUGACAGUGUGUGUGCUGAGGGCCGCUGGGGUCCCGGCUGUUCUCUGUCGUGUAACUGUAAGAACGGAGCGUCAUGUUCACCUGAUGAGGGCACUUGUGAGUGCGCAUCUGGAUACAGAGGAACCAACUGUCAGCGCAACUGUUCUCCAGGUUUCUUUGGUCAUCAGUGUAGUCAGGUGUGUCCUCAGUGCGUCCACAGCAAUGAACCGUGUCAUCACGUGAGCGGCCAGUGUGACUGUCUGCCUGGUUUUAAAGGAUCUCUCUGCAAUGAAGUGUGUCCCAGUGGCAGGUUUGGUAAGAAGUGUGCGUGGAGCUGUAAGUGCACUAAUAACGGCACGUGUAACCCCAUCGACGGCUCGUGUCAGUGUUACCCGGGCUGGAUCGGCAGCGACUGCUCACAGCCGUGUCCACCCGGUCAGUGGGGUCCUAACUGCAUCCACACGUGUAACUGUCAUAACGGAGCCUUCUGUAGUGCUUAUGACGGCGAGUGUAAGUGUACGGCCGGCUGGACGGGUCUCUACUGUACACAACGCUGUCCGUUGGGUUUCUAUGGGAAAGACUGCGCACAGGCGUGUCAGUGUGAGAACGGCGCUGACUGCGAUCAUAUCUCGGGUCGGUGUACGUGUCGCACUGGCUUCAUGGGACGUCACUGUGAAAAGAAAUGUCCUGCUGGUACGUAUGGAUACGGCUGUCGACAGGUGUGUGAUUGUCUCCAUAACUCCACGUGUGAUCACAUGACCGGCACCUGCUAUUGUAACCCCGGCUGGAAAGGCUCACGCUGUGAUCAGGCUGGUGUGAUCAUCGUGGGAAACCUGAAUAGUCUGACGAGUACGGCGUUACCGGUGGGCUCAUAUCAGAUCGGUGCCAUUGCAGGAAUCAUCGUCCUGGUACUUCUGGUGCUCACCCUGCUCACGCUCUUCAUCAUUUACCGCAGAAAACAGAAAUGCAAAGAUUCCUCAGUGCCUGCGGUCACAUACACGCCAACCAUGAGACCAAACACAGAUUACACCAUCGCAGAUAUAAGACAGCCCACAGUUCCUCAGACGACUGACGUCUCUCCCAACAGCAAUCAUUUCUCCAAUCCCAGCUAUCACACGUUGACCCAAUGCAGCAGUCCACCUCAUGUUAAUAAUCUACCCUAUGGAAAGCAGAAGAAUAACCAACUGUUUGUGAACAUGAAGAAUCCUGAGCAGAGGAAACUGCCAGAUCACACGGGAACUCUGCCAGCCGACUGGAAACAGGGGGGAUCCUUCAAUGAGCUUGGAGCUUAUGGUGUUGACAGACGUUACAUGGGGAAAUCACUGCGAGAUCUGGUGAAGGAUGUACCCUAUCACAGCAGUUCCUGCUCUCUCAGCAGUUCAGAGAAUCCAUACGCGACCAUCAAAGAUCCUCCUGCCCUGCUGAUGGCCAAGAGCUCUGAGUGUGGAUAUAUGGAGAUGAAGUCUCCGGCUCAUAGAGACUCACCGUACACAGAGAUACACGCCUCCGGCCCUCCCUACAAAAACGUCUAUGAAGUUGAGCCGACCAUCAGUAACAUCUCUAACAACAACUACAAUGGACCGUUUUGUCAAGAUCCCUAUGACCUACCAAAGAACAGCCGUAUCCCGUGUCAUUAUGAUCUACUGCCCACCAGAGACAGCAGCCCUUCACCUGCAGAGAAUGUGGACAAGAAAUAAACAAACUUUAUCAUUAAAUCUCCCUGUCUCUACAGCACUAGAUUAACAUUUGUCAUUAAUUCUCAAAAACAUUAUUAUUACGGUCUAUAAAAGUUGAAUAGUUGUUUUUAAAACAAUGACGUGUUGAAGCCGGUAGCUCGAGGUCCUUUGCCGAUCCCAUACCCCUCUCUUCACCCUGUACUGUACUUUCCUCUUAUAUACACUGUCUGUUAAAGGCAAAAUGCCCCCCCCCCAAAAAAAAAAUCUAUGACGUAUUCUGACCCAGAGAAAUGAAGAGGUGGAGGGGAUACCACUGCAUUAACUUGAUUCUUUCGAACACAAGCGAAUCAUUCAAUUCAUUUAUAACAAACCAAUCCUCUUAAUAUCACUGUACAAAAAUAAAACACGAAUGAUGAUUCUGUACAGGACCUACGUAUGUUUUGCCUGAAAGCAUUUCAGGUUUACCAAAGGUGGAUUUGCAGUUACAAGCACUAUUAUUAUUGUAUUUAUACUGACAGACGUCCAUUAGUUUACACUAGAUUCAAAUCUUUUCUUUUUUGAGACUGAUCACUGAAAUUUGUCAAAAACGUUAUAGUUUGAAGUGAGCUGAAGCUGGACUUUUGCAAAGCUAGAUCUCCAAUGUAAUGUGAUGUGGAGUCAGUUUCAUACGACAAACGCUCUUGCGAAAAACAUUCAUGUGUUUUGAGCCUGAUAUGAACUUAAAUUGUAUAAAUUUGUACAUACUGCCAGUUCUCACAUAAAUGUGCUAUUAUGAUCCUAUAACACAUUCCUAAAGUCAACUGUAAUUUGUCAAAUAUUUUACAUUAGGAAAGAUUACUGUUCUUUACCCAACAGUGUGUUAUAUUUUUAUUUUUAUAUGGUUUACUAAAAGUGACACAAGGAAAUGAUUAAUAAUACUGAUUCCAGAAAGCGACCAUGUGUGUAUGCGUGUGUAUGUAUCUUACAAUCAAUAUCAUUCUUUUGUUUUUGAUUUUAUAAUAAAUAAAUGAAGUUGCACAACUGCCGUUAUUUACUUUCCCAAAGAGCACAGGAACAAGAAUUUCUGUACCCUACAAACAUUGGUUCAACAUAUUUUGAAUGUUGUAUAUUACUAUAUUUUUAACUUAAAUGCUUAUACUGUAUAUGCAAUUCAUUCUUACAAUAA